Aspergillus campestris IBT 28561 is the source of this 816-nucleotide messenger RNA. RefSeq lists its product as uncharacterized. The record is from RefSeq and is a predicted model, not a curated record. Lineage: Eukaryota; Fungi; Ascomycota; Eurotiomycetes; Eurotiales; Aspergillaceae. The transcript is spliced from 2 exons. The coding region runs from base 42 to 518 and encodes 158 amino acids.
GAUAAUUCAGGCACCGAACCCCUUAGAUUUUUUCUAGAACAAUGCCAACUACAAUAUUUCCCACCUGGCCGCACAUCCUGUUCGGGGUUGUGGAACCGCUUUCUGGCAUCGGAGGCUGGGUCGUUCCGUUCAACGAUGGCUUGACCCGCUUUAUACUGGAACAAGUACCCAGCGUCGCGCCCCCGGAGACCAUUCACCCCAGUUCCAUCGCGAUGGCCGGUCAGCUGGUUAACCUGUACGGGCUGCUCGCCGUUCUCUGUGUCGGCAUCGUCUACUCCACCAACGAGCCCAAGGUGCUGCGCAACUAUAUCGCGUGUCUGUGCUUCUCGGACAUCGGCCAUAUCUAUGCGACCUAUGUGGCCUUUGGGCCGGAGGCCUUCCUCGACGUACAGGGCUGGAAUGCCCUCGGUUGGGGUAAUAUUGCGGUCACAGCGUUUCUGUUUGUGAACCGUGUUCUGUAUCUGCUGGGUGUGUUUGGGUAUGCGCAGGCUCCGAAGACAUCUCUAAAACAGACGUAAGGAGCUCGGGUUGAUGGACCUUUUUCAUAAUGUGCCUGCUCAUGCGGGUGGGGAUGCGGCGAAAUGUUGAAGACCGCGCGGCUUGUACCGUAUCAGAUCUUGCCCUUCUGGCUUUCAUUUUGAGUCGCUGCUUGUUAGUUUCGAGACGACAUAAUUGCAUGUAGGAAGCAGACGGCAAGAUAUCAUAAAAGUACAGGAUCAAAGAGGGUAUGGGGGAAAUGACAAGCGACUUUUGCUGAAACGCGCUCCCGAAAACGAGCCAUGCAAGGAUUCAAAUAGAGGCAAAAUGAAAAGGACA